This is a messenger RNA of Rhincodon typus (whale shark), 3347 nucleotides long. RefSeq names its product target of EGR1, exonuclease (gene toe1). Gene Ontology annotation, biological process: snRNA 3'-end processing. Gene Ontology annotation, cellular component: Cajal body; cytoplasm. The coding region runs from base 624 to 2159 and encodes 511 amino acids. The record is from RefSeq and is a predicted model, not a curated record. Lineage: Eukaryota; Metazoa; Chordata; Chondrichthyes; Orectolobiformes; Rhincodontidae. Gene Ontology annotation, molecular function: snRNA binding; metal ion binding; 3'-5'-RNA exonuclease activity. The transcript is spliced from 9 exons.
GUGUGUCUGUAGUAGUCUCUCUAUCAGUUUGAGCAGGGAGGGUUACAGUUCGUUAUUAAUUACAGAGAAAGGAUAGAGUGAUAGAUAUUAGAGAAUGAACAUCAACAACAGGAAAACCCAAAUCAGACAGAACUAUCCUUUUUGUGUAAAUGUCUCUGUGCCAUUCUCUCUGCGCAGGGCACAUUUCUGUACUGUGCCUCCUGUCCACCGCCAUUUUGUUUAAAUUAGCAUUACAUGAAGGUCUUGUUUUUGGGGAAAUAUCUCUGAUUUCUUAAAACAAAGCAGUUAGCGGUAACGUAGCGAAAUUUAAGAGAACCCUAGUUUCCCUGCAAAUUGGGGAAGCCUGUAUAACAGCCGGGGUAAAAUAGCUUUAAUUUUACUUUUUUUUAUGACUGUGAAUAAGAAGUGGAUUUAACCGUGCAAAUUAUUUUGUCAUGUCAAGAAUCUGAUGAAGAUGGCCUUUAUGAAAGUGCCUGUUGUUGAUGUCCACGUUGAUAAUUUUAAAGAGAUAUGGCCUUCUAUUCUCCUUGCAGUAAGGACAGCAAGUUUCAUAGCCCUUGAUACUGAACUGAGUGGACUUGGCACACGAAAAGCUUUGUUGGCACAGGCCAGAGAAUACACAAAUGUUUGGAUACACAGAAGUGCACAGUGACAGAGAGACUUUGGGUUCAUGUACAAAGAUCCUGAAGUUUGCUGGACAGUUUGACAAGGUGGUUAUCCAGCCUAACUGCUCAGAGGUGAUAUGCCGAAAGGCCUCCUUCUGUGUCAUAAAUUUCACAAGAGUCGAUAGAAGACCGAUACAAAGCAAUAUGCAACGCUGCCAGAACUCGUGCUGUUCUCUCUCUCGGGAUAGCAAGUUUCAAAGAGCUAUCAAACAAAGUAGUACCUACUUGAGUCAAGUGUACAACCUUACCCUCCUCUGCAUGGAUGAAUAUAUAAUUGAACCACAGUCUGUUCAGUUCUUGGUCCAACAUGGCUUUGACUUCAAUAAACAGUAUUCUAAAGGAAUUCCAUACCACAAAGGAAAUGACAAGCCUCAUGAAUGUCGCGGUCAGAAUAUGAGAGGUCUGUUCCUAGAAAUCAUCCAGUCAAAAAGGCCUUUAAUUCUUCACAAUGGGCUGAUUGACCUGGCAUUCCUGUACCAGUGUUUUUAUGCCAACUUGCCAGAUCAGCUUAUGACCUUCACAGCUGAUAUAUCUGAGAUGUUUCCAGCUGGGGUUUAUGAUACCAAAUACACUUCAGAAGUUGAGACUCGCUUUGUAUCAUCGUACUUGGAAUAUGCCUACAAAAAAUGCAGAAGGGAAAACAACAGGUUAAUUGAUGCUAGCAACAGUCAUCUUUCCAUUGAGUUCUGUAACUAUCAACAGGCAUUCACAGGUUAUAUUGACUACCGGUGCUGCAACCUUCCAGAGGCUGACAGAAAGGUUACUGAAGAAGAAACAACAGGAAUAUGUGAACAAUUUUCAGCUUAUGGAUGGUGUCCAAAUGGAAUGAAAUGCUCCCUGUCACAUAAUACUGACCUCAUUAUUGAUGAAGAUGAACGCCACAAUGACAAAAGAAAGAAGAAAAAGGUCAGGAGAAAACGGAAACAGAAUACAUUGGAAUUGACUGACAACCCUACUAACUGCACGAUUGCAGAUAACAUGCCUCCAACUGAUAUGCCACCAUCUAAGUUAUUGUGUGACAACACAAGCAUGGAACCAGAAGGAAUGGACAUUGGAGAAUUAAAGCAGGAAAAGUCUGUAAGUGAUGUACAACUCCCAGAAACCACGUUUGACAAGGAGGAAAGUAAAGAUAAUCGCUGUGGUAUAGUGGAAACAGAGGGAGAAUUUUUAAGCAACAACAAAAAGGAAAACCAGUCAGAGGAUCAAAAGUGUACAGCAACCAAAUUAGUGGAAAAGGGCAAAAUUGAAAAAUGUGAAGGAGGUACCCACCGUGCAGGAUUUGAUGCUUUCAUGACUGGAUUCAUAAUGGCUUACAUUUUGAUGUGGAAGAAUGGUGAAAGUGAUAGCACAAAGAUGGACCCAUGGCUCCCUGAUUGUCUCAAUAAACUUUACCUGAGUGGGAAGGCCCUUCCCUUGCAGAUUUGUAAAAGUUCAUUCUCAAAAUCUUCAAAAGUUCAUCAGGCUAAGAUUGAAUUGCUUUGGGGAAAACAGUAAGGUCUGAAACUUUUUAAAACUGGCUGCAGUUAUGAGUUCAGAAAAAUGUAGUAAAAUUGUAAUUUUUUUCUGAAGAGGAGUACAAUUAAACAUGUAUCAUCUUUCUAUUGCAGGAAUAUCAAUCCUUUACUUGAUUAAAUUUGCUGCUUUUCAUGCUGUGAAAAUACUAGUGUUAUUUGCCAAAAUCAAAAUGGCUGAGGAUGGUUAUAGUACUGUGCUGCAUAACUUGAGCUGAUAUUUGAUAUCAGGAUUGACCAAAUUCUCCAUUUGGUACCUUUUUAAUUCAGUGUAGACAAGAUCAAAGAUGUGCCUGCUAUUAUGUUAUUUCUUAAUUUGCAAAUAACUAGAAAAAGUACAUAAAAUGAUCAAGCUAGUUGUGGACAAGAGAAUGUUUGGGUUUGAUUGUGUUUGAAUUGCCAUGCAAAGUUGCUUACGCCAACAAGCAAUAAUGCAGUUUUCUCUUUUCCAUUGACAGUAUAAGUCAAGGGGGCCUCUCUUUAGCAUUCAGCAGCAGUGAUAUUGACAUUGAAGUUUGCACACAAUCAAGGAAGUGAUUAGCAUCACUUUAACAAAAUAUUAAACUCUUAAUCCUUACUGAACUUAUGAACUGUUAAUGUAAACUUAGAUUUUCAGGACAAGUGAGGGUGUUUAGUAAUGACUAUGUAGGUAGUAAGCUACUCCAUCCAAUAACAUCUUAUUCAAUAAUCUUUUUUUCCCCCUCAGCAUUGAGAAUUGCAUGCCAUAUCAUUAGUAUUUUCAGUAGUGGAGGCCACCAUGAGGCCUGUUUUCUAUAACUGAAGUGUAGUGGUGUUUCAACAAUAGAGGUAUGGAUUUAGGCAUAAUGCUGCUUGUGCUGAGACUCUAGAAAGAUUGUCAGUUUCAUUAAACUUAGUUUUGCUGUAGUCAGUGCUGUGAAAUCUGGGCUAAUAUUUCUAGCAAAGACCAAAGACGUAUUGGAUUUUCCACAGCAGCGUCUUAGGGUUGUUUGACUAUGGAGUGUGAAGAGUUUUGUGCUGCAUAUCCAAACAGGCCGCAAUUCAGUUCUGUAUUGAGAAAGUCACAAAACAAACUUGCCACAAGAAAGUUCUUAAAUUAUAGCUUUAAUUAGAGACCUGAAUAUUAAGACAUUUAGCAAAAUCCCCUUCAUAAAUAAGAAAAUAGAUCCACAAUCAACAUAUUUUUCUUCCU